UGCCUCAGCAGCAGCAUCUCAGCUUUCUCUUCCGUCAGAUUUUGGUUUAGUGGAUAUGGCUAAGUCGAAGAACCACACAGCUCACAAUCAGUCUUACAAGGCUCACAAGAAUGGCAUCAAGAAGCCCAAGAGGCACCGCCACACUUCUACCAAAGGGAUGGAUCCAAAGUUCUUGAGGAACCAGAGGUAUGCGAGGAAGCACAACAAGAAGAAUGGAGAGUCUGCCACCGAGGAAGAGUAAAUUUUAAUGGAUUUAGUGUUUUCUAGUUACGGCUGUUUCACUUUCUUAUAUGGGAUUUAGUGUUUACUGAGCUUUAGUAGCUGUAUUACAUUUUUAUUUUGGUGGAUUGUUGAUUACAUAUUUGCUAGAAAAGAUUUGAAGUUGUGAGCUUAUUAAAAUCAAGAACAUGCUUUGAGCUUAUUUAC
Molecule: messenger RNA, 426 nt
Organism: Hibiscus syriacus
Lineage: Eukaryota; Viridiplantae; Streptophyta; Magnoliopsida; Malvales; Malvaceae
Product: 60S ribosomal protein L29-1-like
Exons: 2
Coding region: 56-241 (61 amino acids)
Biological process (GO): cytoplasmic translation
Cellular component (GO): cytosolic large ribosomal subunit; ribosome
Molecular function (GO): structural constituent of ribosome
Source: RefSeq, a predicted model, not a curated record